This is a messenger RNA of Alnus glutinosa, 2126 nucleotides long. RefSeq lists its product as uncharacterized. The transcript has 10 exons. The record is from RefSeq and is a predicted model, not a curated record. Lineage: Eukaryota; Viridiplantae; Streptophyta; Magnoliopsida; Fagales; Betulaceae. Bases 186 to 1799 code for a protein of 537 amino acids.
CACACUCUCUCACUCUCCCUCUCUUUUUGUGUUUGGUCCGUUCCUUUCAAUUCAUUCCCUUGUCCCCCCACACGCACACUCUUUGACUCUCCAAGAAGAAGAAGAAGAAGAAGACGAAGAAAGGGACCAAACGUGUUGGUCGGGUCAUAACAUAAAGAAGAUUAUCAGCAACAGCAACAGCAACAAUGAAACUACCUUGGAGUCGCACCUACUCGAAUAAGCCUUGUGACAUAUGUGGUGAUGUUGGUUUUGAUAAAGUCCUAGCUACUUGCAUUAUAUGCAAUACAGCUCGUGAACAUGCUUAUUGCAUGCGGGUCUAUUCCCUUGAUAACCCAAAAGAUUGGACUUGCGAAUCAUGUCUUUCAAGCAACAUAGUUUUGCCUGAAGCUUGUCGGAAGAAAGAUAUGAUGAGAUCUAUGACAUUGGAUACCUCUGAAAUAUUCUGCCGUGCUGGUAUGGGUACAGCAGGUCCCAGUUCUGGGGGGCAGGUGUGUUUGAAAAGGCAAAAGCCUGUUGAAACUCACAAAGUGAAGUUCCUUCCUCAUGAUGAAGCCAUUAAGCUAUCAUCAGCAGCCACCAAAAGAGGAACUCCUUUGCAGACUAAUUGUCGCUGGAAACCUGGUCCAUCGUAUUCCUUGGCAUCCUCGCAGAGGACUCUAGUUGGAUCCAGAACCACCACUCCUAAGUGCUCCACUUUAAGGGAGAAAGAAAAUCCUAGUCUUGGACCAUUAGGACUUGUGAAACCUCCUAGGCAUGGUGGUGUACAUUCAAUGAUUAAUCAACAGGCACCUCGAGCAUUAAAGAAAUUUAAAGAUCCAAAGGCUCCUGCUAAAGUAGUUGAAACUCCUAAAACCAAUGUGGAGAGAGCUGCAAAUAUAGCAUCACGUGCACCUUCAACAUCAAAAAAAUGUCUGCCUAUCAGUACAGUAAACAUGGCUCUUGCAGCUGCCACAAAGGAGGUUGUUUGUGGGAAUCCACCGAUGAAUGCCUGUAUUACUGCCAUAGAAGUUGAAACUUCUAAUACGAAGACGAAGAAGACUACAAACAAAGCAUCACAUACACCCUCACUAUCAGGGCACUCUCCACCUAUUGUCAGUUCAGGAAAAAUGGCUCUUGUGGCUUCGGAGGAGGAUGUUUCUGGAAAACAACCAAUGGAUUCCUUAAUUGAUAAAGAACAUGGAACGUGUACUAAGAAGAUAGAGGAAGAUAUUAACAAAGCAUCAUGUACGUUUUCACCACUGUUGCAUACUUCACAAACUGUCAGUUCAGGUAGUAACUUCCAAGCUGAUGCUGAAUGUAAGAACUCUGAUGUUGAAGAAAGAGACUGGCUGAAUAUGCUACCUAAAUUCAAGCUAUAUUGUGAUAAUCUGCCGGCUCUACAUAUUACUUGGAAGGGAGGCUUUCUUUUUACUACUACACCUAAAUUUUUCGGUGGGUUCCAGGCUCAACCUGCAUCCACCAUCAAUCGCGAAGCUUACAAGAUUUCACAAAGAAUGCCUCGAGUCCUUCAGGUUAAGCUGCUUCCUCAGUGCCAACUUUGGGAGGAGCCGUUCCAGAACAAUGGUCCUGAUCUUAAUGACAUAGCUUUAUAUUUUUUCCCUGCUGAUAAUAUUGAGAGAUCCAAAGAGACCACUGCCUGCCUGUUUGAGCUGAUGGAGGCCCACAAUUCAAUGAUGAGAAGCUGUAUUGGUGGUGCAGAGUUGCUGAUAUUUACAUCAAAACAGCUGCAUGUGGACUCACAGAAGUUCUUCUUGGGAGUCUUUCGCCCUGUAAAAGAUAAAAGACUCUUCACAAGGUAGAUGAGGAACACGCUACUCAGAACUCCACCUUGCAAGGCCUCCAUACCCAAAAAAUGUCUGCAGUGUAUAGCAACCUUCUCAAUGGUACUCCUUGAGCAAUACAGUUGGUUCGCCAAUGUACAGAUUCAGAAUUCGCUCGGAAUAUAUCGUGUACAGACUCCUCACCCGCAUCAUACGGUAUAGAAUCUUUUUAUACACUCCUUACAUUAAACAUUUACUGUAUAAUUCAGUUGUUCACAAAUUGAAAUGACAAUUUUAAGGUCCAAUUGUCUGCUUGUUCAGCUCCAGCAAAAUGCUGUCACUUCCUUAAACCUCCUUUUAAUUCCC